AUGGAUACAAACUUUGAGCUCAUGAGGAGCCUUGCUCCCGAUGCGUCCGAUGAAAUGAUCAUAGGCAAAAUAGCUGCGCUGAAGAAGCACCCUAAUAACUUGGAUGCUGCUGUGGGAGCGCUCUUUGAUCAGGGUGAUUUACUAGAAUCGGUCAGCGGCUCACAAUACAAUCCACAUUCCCUCCUGGAAGCACAAACAAAACUGACACUUGGGUCAGAAUAA
Messenger RNA from Acaulospora colombiana, 222 nucleotides. Lineage: Eukaryota; Fungi; Glomeromycota; Glomeromycetes; Diversisporales; Acaulosporaceae. The record is from the annotation of a GenBank genome assembly.